Molecule: messenger RNA, 2735 nt
Organism: Calidris pugnax (ruff)
Lineage: Eukaryota; Metazoa; Chordata; Aves; Charadriiformes; Scolopacidae
Product: tyrosine-protein kinase ZAP-70
Exons: 13
Coding region: 209-2038 (609 amino acids)
Biological process (GO): cell surface receptor protein tyrosine kinase signaling pathway; intracellular signal transduction; innate immune response
Cellular component (GO): extrinsic component of cytoplasmic side of plasma membrane; cytoplasm
Molecular function (GO): ATP binding; non-membrane spanning protein tyrosine kinase activity; signaling receptor binding
Source: RefSeq, a predicted model, not a curated record
UCAGACAGCUCACUGGAUGGUGUUGCCCGUUCCCCUCUUGGCUUCCCAAAUCGGCACGUUUCCUCACUCGACAAAGAACAUUUUUCCCCCUUCUUUCCUUUCUUCCUUCAAGAUUGCUGUAAGGAAGCCCCGACGAGACCCCCUGCCCGUCUGCAGACCAGGUCCAGCGGUGUGAGGCGACCCGAGCCGUCCCGGUAAGUGCGCAGAGAUGCCGGAUGCUGCUGCUCACCUGCCUUUUUACUACGGCAGCAUCGCCAGGUCGGAGGCGGAGGAGUACCUGAAGCUGGCGGGGAUGUCGGACGGGCUGUUCCUGCUGCGGCAGUGCCUGCGCAGCCUGGGGGGGUACGUCCUCUCCAUGGUCUGCAACCUGCAGUUCUACCACUACGCCAUCGAGCGCCAGAUGAAUGGCACCUACGCCAUCGCGGGGGGCAAAGCCCACUGCGGGCCGGAGGAGCUCUGCGAGUUUUACUCCAAGGAUGCUGACGGGCUCUGCUGCACCCUCCGCAAACCCUGCAACCGCCCCAGCGGCGUGGAGCCCCAGCCCGGCGUCUUCGACAACAUGAGGGACAACAUGGUGCGCGAAUACGUCCGGCAGACCUGGAAACUGGAGGGUGACGCACUUGAACAGGCCAUCAUAAGCCAGGCUCCACAGGUGGAGAAGCUCAUUGCCACCACGGCCCACGAGAGGAUGCCCUGGUACCAUGGCAACAUCACCCGGGAUGAAGCUGAACGGAGGCUCUACUCAGGGGCACAACCCGAUGGCAAAUUCCUGCUGAGAGAAAGGAAGGAGAAUGGUGCCUAUGCCCUCUCCCUUGUCUAUGGCAAAACAGUCUAUCACUAUCGGAUCGACCAGGACAAGUCUGGCAAGUACUCCAUCCCCGAGGGGACCAAGUUCGACACGCUCUGGCAGUUGGUGGAGUACCUAAAACUCAAACCGGAUGGGCUGAUUUUCUACCUGAGGGAAACCUGCUCCAACCCCAACAUGCCAGCGUCUGCAGCACCGGUUCCACCAACACACCCCUCCGUGAGCAGAAACCUUGGCCCUCUCAAUGCAGACGGAUACACACCUGAGCCUGUAGGUGCAGGAAAGUCACGCCUGCUCCCCAUGGACACCAGUGUCUACGAGAGCCCAUACAGUGACCCCGAAGAACUGAAGGAUAAGAAGCUUUUCCUGAAGAGGGACCACCUGAUGAUUGAUGAAAUGGAACUGGGGGCAGGAAACUUUGGCUGCGUCAAGAAAGGAGUCUACAAAAUGAGAAAGAAGCAGAUUGAUGUGGCCAUAAAGGUGCUGAAGAGCAACAAUGAGAAAACAGUCAAGGAUGAAAUGAUGAAGGAAGCCCAGAUCAUGCACCAGCUGGACAACCCCUACAUUGUCCGCAUGAUUGGGGUCUGCGAGGCAGAGUCCCUGAUGCUCGUGAUGGAGAUGGCUUCUGGAGGGCCACUCAACAAGUUCUUGGCUUCCAAGAAAGACGAGAUUACAGGCAGCAAUAUUGUGGAGCUGAUGCACCAAGUAUCCAUGGGGAUGAAGUACUUGGAGGAAAAGAACUUUGUCCACAGGGACCUGGCAGCCAGAAAUGUCCUGCUGGUCAACCAGCACUAUGCCAAGAUCAGUGACUUUGGACUCUCCAAGGCUCUGGGUGCUGAUGACAGCUACUACAAGGCCAGGACAGCAGGAAAGUGGCCUCUGAAGUGGUAUGCCCCCGAGUGCAUCCUCUAUCACAAAUUCUCCAGCAAGAGCGACGUAUGGAGCUACGGUGUGACCAUGUGGGAGGCCUUCAGCUACGGGCAGAAACCCUACAAGAAAAUGAAAGGCCCAGAGGUCAUCAGCUUCAUAGAGCAAGGGAAGCGCAUGGAGUGCCCCACGGACUGCCCCCCGGAGAUGUACGCCCUCAUGCAGCAGUGCUGGACCUACAAAUGGGAAGAACGUCCAGGAUUUUCUUCUGUGGAAAACAUAAUCCGCACCUACUACUACAGCAUCGCUACCAAGACAGAGAACGGGCCAGGGACAGCGGACAACCCAAAAGCAAUUCUUCCCUGAGUUUCCCUCUCUAUUCCUUAACACACACCCUUCUUGCACAGGACCUGGAAAGACUCUGUGAAUUUUUGCUUUAACCUCUUAAACACCGGGUUUGUUUCUCAAAUAGUUCCAGAACUAUUAACCUGGGAAACGAUGCUCUCGCAGCAGACAAGGGUGCUCAGCUUUGUCUCCAAACAGCUGGCUGUGAUUUCCAUCUCCAGCCCGACCCAGCACAGGACAGUACUGUCAGUAUCAUAGUUCCUUCUCACCCACUUCCAAAACUAUCCCAGGACCUCAGAGCUUAACAUCUACCAGGCUCACUAAAGAUGAACUGUGUUGGCUCCAGCAGACCCUGUUUUUUCCAGAUCCCCUAAAAAACAAUUCUUUCACAGGAAAUCAUCAAGUACACAUUUCUGGUGAGGUUUGUAUGGGGUGUGACACAGGACAGGGAGCCACCAAAUCCCCUUCCCCUUGGCUUAGGGCAAGAAGCAGCUGCUGUGCUGCCCGGUCCCAGCAGAGACGGGGAGGAGCAGUGCCACCACUUUGUCCUCCAGGCACCUUGCCUGGGGCAGCACUCGCACCCUGGGCACAGCCACAUGCCUGUUCAGCACAAGAGUGUGGGGUACAGCCCCCCACACUGCCACAGCCCUCCAAGCUGGCUCCCCAAACACCCAACCUCCCAGGACUCAUUGCUCACCUCCUGGAUCCCAUCUGGCCC